CCCCUUUACAAGUCGGCCCGUGAGCCUUCGCGCUUUCUCUUUGCUGCUCGCGCCGACCAUGGGGAUCUCCCGGGAUAACUGGCACAAGCGCCGCAAGACCGGGGGCAAGCGCAAGCCCUACCACAAAAAGCGCAAGUAUGAGCUGGGUCGGCCGCCCGCCAAUACCAAGAUCGGCCCCCGACGCAUCCACACAGUGCGAGUCCGAGGAGGCAACAAGAAGUACCGGGCGCUGAGGCUGGACGUGGGCAACUUCUCCUGGGGCUCUGAAUGCUGCACUCGGAAAACUAGGAUUAUUGAUGUGGUCUACAAUGCAUCCAACAACGAGCUGGUGCGGACCAAGACUUUGGUGAAGAACUGCAUCGUGCUUGUGGAUAGCACGCCAUACCGCCAGUGGUACGAGUCCCACUAUGCCCUGCCCUUGGGCCGGAAGAAGGGAGCAAAACUGACUCCUGAGGAGGAAGAAAUCUUAAACAAAAAGCGAUCAAAGAAGAUUCAGAAGAAAUAUGAGGAACGGAAGAAGAAUGCUAAGAUCAGCCCGCUUCUGGAAGAACAGUUCCAGCAGGGCAAGCUUCUGGCCUGCAUCGCGUCCAGGCCAGGCCAGUGUGGCCGGGCAGAUGGCUAUGUACUGGAAGGCAAAGAGCUCGAGUUCUAUUUAAGAAAGAUCAAGGCCCGGAAGGGUAAAUAAGCUCUAACUUGGACAUUCGCUAAUGGAAUAAAUCCCCAGAUUGUU
Molecule: messenger RNA, 730 nt
Organism: Gracilinanus agilis (Agile Gracile Mouse Opossum)
Lineage: Eukaryota; Metazoa; Chordata; Mammalia; Didelphimorphia; Didelphidae
Gene: RPS8
Product: ribosomal protein S8
Exons: 6
Coding region: 59-685 (208 amino acids)
Biological process (GO): maturation of SSU-rRNA from tricistronic rRNA transcript (SSU-rRNA, 5.8S rRNA, LSU-rRNA); translation
Cellular component (GO): ribosome; cytosolic small ribosomal subunit
Molecular function (GO): structural constituent of ribosome
Source: RefSeq, a predicted model, not a curated record